GUAUCAACGAAGGACACAUUUGACACCCUAUCUGCGUUGGACAUAGCAGAGCAGCUCACCUACCUCGACCAUAAGAUAUACAUAGGCAUUAGGAGCGAAGAACUGCUGGGUCAGGCGUGGAUGAAGCCAGACAAGUCCCAUAAAGCCCCACAUGUCCUACUAGUCAGCAAACGCUUCAACGAGGUGAGCCGUCUGGUUGUGUCGGAGAUCGUGGGCAGACAGAACCUACAAGAUCGUGUGUCUUGUAUAGAGAAAUGGGCAGCCAUCGCUGAUAUCUGUCGCUGUAUGCACAACUACAACGGUGUGCUCCAGAUCUGUGCUGCCUUCGUCAACAGCUCGGUCUACAGACUCAAAAAGACGUGGGAAAAACUCUCCAAACAGACAAAACAGAUGAUAGAACGCCUACAGGUGCUGGUGUCAUCCGAUGGGCGCUUUAAGAACAUGAGGGAUGCCCUCCACAGGUACACCUAUGGGGACUCCUUAGCCGAUAU
This is a messenger RNA of Mizuhopecten yessoensis (Yesso scallop), 491 nucleotides long. Its product is annotated as ras-specific guanine nucleotide-releasing factor 2-like. Gene Ontology annotation, molecular function: guanyl-nucleotide exchange factor activity. NCBI's taxonomy places the organism in Eukaryota, Metazoa, Mollusca, Bivalvia, Pectinida, Pectinidae. The annotation marks the transcript as partial. Gene Ontology annotation, biological process: Ras protein signal transduction; positive regulation of GTPase activity. Gene Ontology annotation, cellular component: plasma membrane. The record is from RefSeq and is a predicted model, not a curated record. The transcript has 4 exons.